Messenger RNA from Zootermopsis nevadensis, 1678 nucleotides. Lineage: Eukaryota; Metazoa; Arthropoda; Insecta; Blattodea; Termopsidae. The record is from RefSeq and is a predicted model, not a curated record.
CUCAGUUGCCGGCCACGCGAGGUGCUGGUCAGGUCGUAGAUUGGCCGUCGCGACGCUGGAACGUUACGCAUCGAACGACGAUGUCUCAUGACGCGAAGAGCGCUGUGCGAAGUGUCACUUUUCUAAGGGAUUAGUGUAAGGAGAGUGCAUGGACCGCACUAACUGUGAUAGAUGUGGACAAACACAGGUCGGGCUGUAGAUAAAGUGUAUAAAGGUGUUCAUUUAUUGCACCUGUAAAAUUGUUUUUAAAGCUUUCUAAUGUACAACAUUUUUGCAAUGACAUUAACAUUUAAUUUCAACCGGGUGAUAAGUGUAACUUUACCUUAUGUAUCAAUAUGUUUUAUGUAUUACAACGCCGUAGUGGAGAAAAGAGUUGAGUAAUUAUAGGGUAGAUUCUGAAACUGUCAAAUUUACACAUUUUAUGACCAUAUACAUAUAUAUAUAUAAAUUACGCCAGCUUAUGCUUAAAUAUACAAUACUAUUUCUAUUAAAAUACUUCAUACAUUCAAAACAGUAUAAGAAUAAUUUAAAUUAAAAAAUAAAAAAAAAUCAUUUCUAUUUUAAUCUAUAUGCAUACUGUAGUAAAGUUCUCGUCGAAAUUCACGUUACUGUCAACGAGAAAACAUAGCCUUUUGCUAAACGUCUUUAAAUGUGACUUCUAAGCGAAUAAGAGAUCAGAUCCAAAAUUCGACGCGUCGCCUAGUUCAAGUGAGCGACAUCUCAGCUUCGGUGUUGAUCCCAGGAACUUCAGGUCCACGUGGAAUGUGCUAGCCUGCAAACUCAUUAUCGUCCAUCAGCCAAAGAAGAUGCCAGGUCCCACACAAUGUCUGCUCUAUUUAUUUGUUACCAUCCUGGCAGUACACGAAAUCCGGGCCAGCUGGGCGGAGUGGUGGACGUACGACGGGAUUUCGGGUCCUGGAUUCUGGGGUCUCAUCAAUCCGCAGUGGCGUCUCUGUACUAAGGGACGCCGACAGUCGCCAAUUAACGUGGAGCCUGACAAACUAUUGUACGACCCUCACCUAAGGCCAGUGCAUCUCGACAAACACAAGGUUAGCGGAACACUGCACAACACGGGACAGACCGUCGUGUUCAGAGUGGAUAAGGACACGAAACACCACGUCAACAUUUCCGGGGGCCCGCUCACCUAUCGAUACCAGUUCGAGGAGAUAUACAUACAUUAUGGCACAAAGAAUCACCAGGGCUCCGAGCAUCGGAUCCAUGGGUACUCAUUUCCCGGCGAGUUCUACGACCAUGAGGGACCGCGUGGUGACAGGUCUUCACCACAGCGACGUCUUGUCGAGAGCAGCCCAUAAUAUCCACUUCAUAAUUAGCUCCCGGAAUUGCACUUUGCUGUACCCUGUCAGCAGCGAGACCAUGCCAUGGCUGUAUUCAGUCAAGAUAUUGAUUUGCUAUAAAUCAAGAUUCUGUGUACCAGGGGGCCAUGUUGUGCCUGAUGCCUUAUUAUAACCUUGUACACUGGGGUGAAACAGCGCCACCCCAACUUCCUGGAUAACUCCCUUUCUCCUCUCCCCUACCCACCCUCUGUCGUUCCAUACUUUCCUAUUUUCGCCAGCUCUAAAAAUUCAUCUCUUUAUGCUGGAAGCCUUGGUCUUAAUACGGUUCUGUCUUCAAACGAAGAAACUGUGACGAUUGUCCGUCUGUUGCGUUUUUGUUUAUU